Molecule: messenger RNA, 762 nt
Organism: Ogataea haglerorum
Lineage: Eukaryota; Fungi; Ascomycota; Pichiomycetes; Pichiales; Pichiaceae
Exons: 2
Coding region: 1-762 (253 amino acids)
Biological process (GO): FAD biosynthetic process
Molecular function (GO): FMN adenylyltransferase activity
Source: RefSeq, a predicted model, not a curated record
AUGCCAUCGGCAAUAGUGGAUAUCUGUCGCGACCCUUAUCCCGCUUUCCAUGAUGACGAUAAGCUCCAUCAGAAGACUCAAGAACAGGUGCUAAAAAGUAUGCGGAUUUUUGCACAGGUGCUAGAAAAGUACAGUUUGGAAGAGCUGUCGAUAAGCUACAAUGGAGGGAAGGAUUGUUUGGUGAUGCUGGUAAUCUACCUCGCUGCCAUCUAUGAAAAAUACGAAAACCAGCUGCUCGAGCUCAAAAACAAUAAAUUAUCAAGCGUUUACAUUAACAACGAAGUCGGCUUUCAAGAACAAGACGAGUUCCUCUACUAUUCCGUCGUAAAAUACCAACUCUCGCUAACAAAAAUCAAGGACCAAAUGAAAGGUGGAUUUCAGAAAUACCUGAAUCAAAAUCCUAAAAUCAAAGCUAUUGCCGUCGGUAUCCGCCGAAUCGAUCCAUACGGAGAAAAUCUGGCCUAUAUUCAGCAUACCGAUCAUGGCUGGCCCGCAUUUUACCGAAUUAACCCGGUGCUUGAUUGGACGUACUGCGAAAUAUGGUAUUUCAUCAAGGCAACCAACAUCGAAUAUUGCUCCCUAUACGAUCAGGGAUACACCUCCAUAGGUGGAAUAGACAACACGGUAAAGAACCCGCUUCUCAGGCUUGGGGACAAGUACCUGCCGGCUUAUAUGCUUGACGACGAUUGCCACGAACGACUUAGUCGGUGUGACAAGAAAGAAGUAGAUUCACGGGAAAAUAGACCCGAAGAGAAAUUAUAG